GGAGAGGGAGAGGGAGAGCGAGAGCGCCGGGGGAAGAAGGGCUUCUCUCAGUCAGCGGCUCAGCUCGCUCUACCGCCAGUUGGUGCUAAGGCAAUUGAAGUGGCGGCUUGCAAGCGGAGCGGAGCCAGCCCUGCGCGCUGAGGGGCCGCCCGAGGGGCAGCCGCCAAGCCAGGGAGAGGAAGGGAGCAGGGAACUCCAAAUCUAUGGUUGGAACUGGGCUUCUUUUUUCGCCAAUGCAAAAAGGAAUAUGCAGUGCAUUUUCGCCUUCUUUUGCACCGGUUUUCUAGGGGCGGUAGUAGGUGCCAAUUUCCCCAACAACAUUCAGAUCGGGGGAUUAUUUCCAAAUCAACAAUCCCAGGAACAUGCAGCUUUUAGAUUCGCAUUGUCGCAACUCACAGAGCCCCCGAAACUGCUCCCCCAGAUUGAUAUAGUGAACAUCAGCGACAGCUUUGAAAUGACGUAUAGAUUCUGCUCCCAAUUCUCCAAGGGUGUCUACGCCAUCUUUGGAUUUUACGAGAGGAAGACGGUCAACAUGCUCACCUCCUUCUGUGGGGCCCUCCACGUCUGCUUCAUCACGCCCAGCUUCCCUGUUGAUACAUCCAAUCAGUUUGUUCUCCAGCUGCGCCCUGAGCUGCAGGAUGCCCUCAUCAGCAUCAUUGACCACUAUGACUGGCAGAAAUUUGUGUAUAUUUAUGAUGCCGAUCGGGGGUUGUCAGUCCUACAGAAAGUCCUAGACACCGCUGCCGAGAAGAACUGGCAAGUGACAGCUGUCAACAUCUUAACAACAACAGAGGAGGGCUAUCGGAUGCUUUUUCAAGACCUAGGGAAGAAGAAGGACCGGCUGGUGGUAGUGGACUGUGAAUCAGAGCGCCUCAAUGCCAUCCUGGGCCAGAUCAUAAAAAUGGAAAAGAAUGGAAUUGGCUACCACUACAUCCUGGCAAACCUGGGUUUCAUGGACAUGGAUCUGGCUAAGUUCAAGGAGAGUGGUGCCAACGUGACUGGUUUCCAGUUGGUAAAUUACACCGACACCAUCCCCGCCAAGAUAUUACAACAGUGGAAAAACAAUGAUGUCCGUGAUCAUACCCGUGUUGACUGGAAGAAGCCGAAAUAUACCUCGGCACUGACAUAUGAUGGUGUUAGGGUGAUGGCGGAGGCCUUCCAGAGCUUGAGGAAGCAGCGUAUUGAUAUCUCCCGCAGGGGAAAUGCUGGGGACUGCUUGGCCAAUCCAGCUGUGCCCUGGGGCCAAGGGAUUGACAUCCAGAGGGCUCUACAGCAGGUACGGUUUGAAGGCUUGACCGGAAACGUACAAUUUAAUGAGAAAGGACGACGCACCAACUACACCCUCCACGUGAUAGAAAUGAAGCACGAUGGCAUUCGGAAGAUUGGUUACUGGAAUGAAGAUGACAAGUUUGUCCCUGCAGCCACUGAUGCCCAGGCUGGUGGUGAUAACUCUAGCGUCCAGAACAGAACAUAUAUUGUCACAACCAUCCUAGAAGACCCUUAUGUGAUGCUAAAAAAGAAUGCCAACCAGUUUGAGGGCAAUGACCGCUAUGAGGGCUACUGUGUGGAGCUAGCAGCUGAGAUUGCCAAACACGUAGGUUACUCUUAUCGUCUGGAGAUAGUCAGCGAUGGAAAAUAUGGUGCCCGAGACCCUGACACAAAGGCAUGGAAUGGCAUGGUGGGGGAACUGGUCUAUGGGAGAGCAGAUGUGGCUGUGGCCCCCUUGACUAUCACCUUGGUUCGAGAGGAAGUUAUUGACUUUUCUAAGCCUUUCAUGAGUUUGGGUAUCUCCAUCAUGAUCAAGAAACCCCAGAAGUCCAAGCCAGGGGUUUUCUCCUUCCUGGAUCCUCUGGCCUAUGAAAUUUGGAUGUGUAUCGUGUUUGCUUACAUUGGCGUGAGUGUUGUCCUCUUUCUGGUCAGUCGCUUCAGCCCCUAUGAGUGGCACAGUGAAGAAUUUGAGGAAGGACGUGACCCAGCAACCAGUGACCAGUCCAAUGAGUUUGGGAUCUUCAACAGCCUCUGGUUCUCUCUGGGAGCUUUCAUGCAGCAAGGCUGUGACAUUUCACCCAGGUCUCUCUCUGGCCGAAUUGUUGGUGGCGUCUGGUGGUUCUUCACCUUGAUCAUCAUCUCCUCCUACACGGCUAACCUGGCAGCUUUCCUGACCGUAGAGAGGAUGGUAUCUCCUAUUGAAAGUGCUGAAGACCUGGCUAAACAAACUGAGAUUGCUUAUGGGACCCUGGAGGCAGGAUCAACUAAAGAAUUCUUUAGGAGGUCAAAGAUUGCUGUCUUUGAGAAGAUGUGGACAUAUAUGAAGUCAGCUGAGCCCUCAGUUUUCGUGAGAACCACAGAGGAGGGCAUGAUCCGGGUGAGGAAAUCUAAAGGCAAGUACGCCUACCUCCUAGAGUCUACAAUGAAUGAAUACAUUGAACAGCGGAAGCCCUGUGACACGAUGAAGGUGGGAGGUAACUUGGAUUCUAAAGGCUAUGGCAUUGCGACACCCAAGGGGUCAGCUCUGAGAGGUCCCGUAAACCUAGCGGUUUUGAAACUCAGUGAGCAAGGCGUCUUAGACAAGCUGAAAAGCAAAUGGUGGUACGAUAAAGGGGAGUGUGGCAGCAAGGACUACGGAAGUAAGGAUAAAACAAGUGCUCUGAGCCUCAGCAAUGUGGCCGGGGUGUUCUACAUCCUGAUCGGAGGCCUCGGACUGGCCAUGCUGGUUGCCUUAAUCGAGUUUUGCUACAAGUCUCGUAGUGAAUCCAAGCGGAUGAAGGGUUUCUGUUUGAUCCCACAGCAAUCCAUCAAUGAAGCCAUACGGACAGCAACCCUGCCUCGGAAUAGUGGAGCAGGAGGCAGUGGAGAGAACGGCCGUGUUGUCAGCCACGACUUCCCCAAAUCCAUGCAAGCAAUUCCAUGCAUGAGCCACAGCUCGGGGAUGCCCUUGGGAGCCACAGGAUUGUAACAGGAGAUGAUCGAGUCCCCAGGGGAGCAGGGCUGGUCUCCCUAAGCCCCAUCCCAAACCCUUCAGUGCCAAAAAAUAUUGAAAAGCAACCAUCACCAGUCACCAUGACCAUAGCAGGACAAUUCGACGGUCUUUCCUGAGGAACUAAGAAUCCGGUUUCCUUUCUUUUUCCCCUUCCUUUUUUGCUUCUGUUAUCAUUGCUCUCUGAAGGAACCCAGUCUAGAAGAUGAAUAACUGCAUUGUACUGCAAUAAAGCAAAAAAGUAACUGGAUUUAACAGACUCACAAACUCUGAAAAUGGAAUCACUAAUGAGAAGAUUGCACCACUUUUUUUUAACUUGGUCAUUAAUAUGUCUAUGUGCAAUAUUAUUUUUUUCCUUACUAAUCUCCACGGUUUGCGGGUUCAGUUUGCCCUUCUCCUCACCCCCUAACCCUCCUUGUUUCAGGCCUGAUUGGAAUCUGUAUGAUUAAGCCAGAGUUUCCAGCAAGGCAAAGGAAACGUCCAAGCUAACACCAUGGGGGAGGAUUCAGAGUUGCCCUUCAUUCAUUUCAUGGCCUCUAGGCCAUCCGUUGCUUUAGCUGUGGCCCAGGGCUGGGUAUAGAACUGUAUGUAGUUGGGGAGAGUUGUCAGCGUUCUCCCCAAGAAGAAGGACAGAGGUCAUUAAGGCACUGACAGUCUGGAAAUGGUGCAAGGAAAGGAGAAAAAGAAAAAAAGCAAAAACAAAGAUGGGCAAGUAGCACUGUGAGAUGAGGGAUUAUUCCAGAAAGCUUUCCUUUGGGGAGCACAGGGAACAAUGACUUUGAAUUUUUUAGAGCCAGUCAGUCAGACUUAUGUGGGAAGUUAGGUUCUGUACAGGGCCCGGCUCAGCCCUGAAAACUGUACAUGUCUGAGUUCAGAGAACUUCUGGCCAUUGAAGGAGAUGAGUUUGCCAGUAUAAGCUGAGACUUGAGAGUAGUGAAUGAACCAGGUAGGGAGUUUAACAAAAAGUCUUCUCUACCUUACCUGACAGUUGGCUGCAGUCUCCAAAACUGGGAGAACAGUUUCUUCUGCCCUGUACCUCUAACGAGACAGUAAAGUGAUGGGCAGGGAAUUGCAGAAGCUCAUAAGCAAAAGAAAAUCAGGAGUGUUGUGGCUAAUGGAGCCUGGAGCACUGGAGACCAUGAAUCCUUACUAUUCCAGAACAAGGCACAGAGGGGGCAUCCCAUCCAAGUGUCUCGAGCCUAGCACAAGGGACUAAGUGUGAACCUUGGGCUUUAGGACCCAAGUAACUUAUUUUUACUUAGAACUAAAAACAAAACAAAAAAAAUUGUUUGAACAAGUAGCCAGCCUGGCAAGCUAAGUCUUUCUUUUUGUCUCAAUUUCUAAAGGUGUGAUGCCUGAAGCAGAAUCAUUUUUAAUGAAAUUGUGGGGAGAGGGAUUAAAAAGCUGAUUAGAUCUGGGGAUUUUAAGACCCCAGGCCCCCAAUAUCCUGGUCUUGCUAGCCAGAGGGGAACUUUGUAUUUGGGUUAAGUGAGCAAUCCUACCCCUUGGUCUAAGCAGGUGUGCAAGGCCCAGUUUCAUUUUUUUAAGGAAAUAAAUGAGCCUUUGAGACCAUGAGUGGGUUGGAGAGAAAGGAGAUAGGGUCUGAGGAGAUAGUCAGUCUCAGGCAGACAUAAGAGUUCAGUGGGAUGGAGGGCGGAGGGUCUUUUAUAUGAAGCUUCUCCUAGGGCCACCCAACCAUUGUAUCAGUGUAACUGGCUUCCAGCAACCCUACAGCCAUUCUUGUUAAUGCAUGACUCGGUGCCGUAAUGUGUCACAACUUUUUAAUGACAACCCCGCUCUGACCUGUUCUGUAUCAUCGGCUGACCUGGUAUCCACAUAUGACGUCUUCUCCACUAAAGGUUAUCACUGGCAGUCGGCAAGCUAAAGGACACCUGGUGCCUACUGAUGGCACAGCAUGCAUGUCCUCUUGUCUUUGGAGUCUCUCAGUGGAUGCCCCUACAUUUCCAGGUUUCUUCCAUACCCCUCAAGGGACCAUUGUCAGCUGUGAGGAGUGCCCUCUUGAGGUCAAAUCCAAGCGUUGUUUUUCUGUACAGGGUGUCUGGUGUGGGCAUGGCACAUACAAGGACCCAAGAUGGACUUCCAAUAUUCACUGCCGGGAGACUUUCCCUCCAGAUUUUCCCCAGCGCACUGUCCCCACCAACACCACAGGGACCGAUCAGGACAGGAAAUGGGGUUAUGCCGUUUCUGUGGAGUUGGAAAUAACCAUCCCCUUUCCCCACCUCCCUAUCACUGCUCUUCAAAGACAUUUUGCCUUUGGCCAGAACAUCCAACCACCUUCUCUCCACCCACUGAACCAGCCAGAGAGAUGGUCAGACAGGGAGAGACCUCCUGGGCUAGGACCGAAGGCCUGGGAUAACAGGAUCUUGUGACUCAAUCAAAAAAAAAAAAGGGAUGGGACAAAAAAAGCAAGAAAAAUGUUAACUUGUAAUAUGUAUUUUUAUUACACUUUUCUUAAAAAUAGAGAAAUGGGAAAACUCUUAAAGGCAUUGACAUUUUUCUCAGCAGGAAUCUCUAUUUAAUAGUUGUGACUCUCAUUAAAUUUUGCUCUUUGGUACCUGGAGCUUUUAUUUAACAUCUCUAUUUGUUUUAACUCUCUUGACAGGUGUGCAAAAGGAUUCUUGUGUGAUCAGACACUGAAAUAUCUUCUCUUUUCUUGUUUUUCUUUUAAAUGGUCAACUUUUUAGAUCACUUUUUUCUUUUCCUUUCCAUCAUUCGCAUAAAAUGGAAAUAUCACCGAGAAUUAAAUCACUGUGGAUCCAUGAUCUAUCUUUCA
This is a messenger RNA of Phascolarctos cinereus (koala), 5771 nucleotides long. RefSeq names its product glutamate ionotropic receptor AMPA type subunit 1 (gene GRIA1). NCBI's taxonomy places the organism in Eukaryota, Metazoa, Chordata, Mammalia, Diprotodontia, Phascolarctidae. The record is from RefSeq and is a predicted model, not a curated record. Gene Ontology annotation, molecular function: ligand-gated monoatomic ion channel activity; signaling receptor activity. Gene Ontology annotation, cellular component: membrane. Gene Ontology annotation, biological process: monoatomic ion transport.